AUGGCUGGAAAAGGUGGAAAUAUUGAGCUUGGGAUGCAAAUGGCGCUAUUUUACGAAGGAACCAGAACCCUACAGAUAUUGCAUGGUUUCACUCAGACAACAACGCCCCGUAAGAACAAGGGACAAACCUGGGACACGACCGAUGAUUUCUCCCGCAUUCACGAUCGUUACGUGAACAAGAAAUAA
Messenger RNA from Fusarium venenatum, 186 nucleotides. The record is from RefSeq and is a predicted model, not a curated record. NCBI's taxonomy places the organism in Eukaryota, Fungi, Ascomycota, Sordariomycetes, Hypocreales, Nectriaceae.